AUGGUGAAUGCCACAGCCAGAAAACCCCAAGAUCUGAUGGCAAUUCGUUUCAUCCAGGGCUAUUUUGAAUCUUGCGUCUUCGCAGGAACACAGUAUAUCCUGGGAUCAUGGUACACAAAGCAAGAACUCGGAAGAAGGACGGGUCUAUUCACGGCGAGCGGCCUUGCUGGUGGCAUGUUUGGUGGAUUCCUUCAAACGGGAAUAUACUCAUCCAUGGAUGGGCUUCGAGGACUUGAAGGAUGGAGAUGGCUGUACAUUAUCUGUGGCAUUAUCGGUCUACCUGUUGCCAUGUUUGGCUAUUUCUUUUUCCCUGAUACCCCUCACACAACUUCGGCCUUCUACCUGACAGAGGAGGAAAAACAGCUCGCGCGAGAGCGCAUGCCAAUCAUGGUUGAAAGCGAGUCGAUUCUUUCCAUAGCUUUCGUCAAACAAGUACUCUCUUCGUGGUACUUUUACGGCUUUUGUAUGCUUUGGAUUCUCGGCAAUUGCUCAGAAUCCCAGUCCAGUCAAUCCCUCAUGAAUCUUUUCAUGCAAGCCCUUCCCGACAAGAACUAUUCUGUCAGUCAGCUCAACAACUAUCCCACCGGUGUGCAAGCCGUGGGAAUUGUUAGCACACUCGUAUGGGCACUGGGUACCGAUAUAUGGGGAGGACGCUGGGCGUCUGGCUACUACGUUGCCGUCACUGCAAUUGGCAACGCGGUGAUCCUUAUUACCCCAUCCUCUACCGUUGCUGCCAAGUUUGGCGCAUACUACUAG
This is a messenger RNA of Talaromyces rugulosus, 756 nucleotides long. RefSeq lists its product as uncharacterized. The transcript is spliced from 2 exons. Gene Ontology annotation, molecular function: pantothenate transmembrane transporter activity. Gene Ontology annotation, cellular component: plasma membrane. The record is from RefSeq and is a predicted model, not a curated record. Gene Ontology annotation, biological process: pantothenate import across plasma membrane. The coding region runs from base 1 to 756 and encodes 251 amino acids. NCBI's taxonomy places the organism in Eukaryota, Fungi, Ascomycota, Eurotiomycetes, Eurotiales, Trichocomaceae.